AUGUCCUACAUCCUUGCUACACCGGAUCACUCACUGGCAAUGGAAGCUCCAUUUUCACCUUCUUCAACCAUUACUGCCCCCCCUGACUACCAUGAAGCCGCCCGACGGUUAGCCAGAAUGAUUGCGGAGGCUAUGACAUGCAACUUCACCCUCAUGCAUUAUGAUAGUGCCUUGGAGUCCAUGAUCAAAUGGUGUUGGCCUAUCGGUUGUGAUGGAAAAAAAAUUCCGCCAUCCCAUCUAGAGAUGCACCGUGAUGGAUACGAUUUUAGAUUCCCAUGCUGCUUAUGUGCUGAUGGUGGUGGAAGAGGGGUGUAUGUAGAGUCUGCUGUGUAUUCUUGGUGGGAUGAGGGUACCAAAAAGACUGAUUGGACCACAAGCCGCCUUCUGGUACCCUCAAAGAGGGAGCAAACAGAACUGUUGAACAGACUCAACUCUUCUAUUGGUGAUGGAAUUCCUGCAAGGGAGUUCUGGGUCCUGUUUAGACGCUGCAAAAAUGCAUGCAAGUAG
Molecule: messenger RNA, 507 nt
Organism: Suillus paluster
Lineage: Eukaryota; Fungi; Basidiomycota; Agaricomycetes; Boletales; Suillaceae
Exons: 4
Coding region: 1-507 (168 amino acids)
Source: RefSeq, a predicted model, not a curated record